CGUUUCACGACAGUUCUACGCCGUUUCCGGCACAAACACAUGAACACCAGAGUGAGGAAAACAUGAGAGGUCAAAAGUUAUGGUCCUGAUUUUUAACAGAAACGGAACGUAACACACAGACAUGGCUAGUUCCAUGGUGGCAGUGGGACUGGCUCUGGCAGCAGCUGGAUUUGCAGGUCGCUAUGCCAUGCAGGCAAUGAAGACAAUGGAGCCUCAGAUGAAGCAGGCUCUUCAGAGUUUCCCCAAGACGGCUUUUGGAGGAGGGUACUAUAGAGGGGGAUUUGAACCAAAGAUGAACAAGAGAGAAGCUGCCCUGGUUUUAGGUGUCAGUCCGACAGCCAACAAAAACAAGAUCAGAGAAGCCCACAGAAAGCUGAUGAUCCUGAACCAUCCUGACAGAGGUGGAUCUCCCUACCUAGCGGCUAAGAUAAAUGAAGCAAAGGAUUUGCUGGAUGGACAGACAAAGAAAUAGAAGCGAAAAUGCUCGUGGUGACACAAAUGUGAUUCCUCACCGAUCUUAUACUUGUUGCACUGGCUGACUUGAGCAAUUACCAGACUUUUCUAACUGAUUCUUCUCAAAUAAAAUCACUGUACAAAUUGUUAA
Molecule: messenger RNA, 604 nt
Organism: Larimichthys crocea (large yellow croaker)
Lineage: Eukaryota; Metazoa; Chordata; Actinopteri; Sciaenidae
Gene: dnajc19
Product: DnaJ (Hsp40) homolog, subfamily C, member 19
Exons: 6
Coding region: 122-472 (116 amino acids)
Biological process (GO): protein import into mitochondrial matrix
Cellular component (GO): PAM complex, Tim23 associated import motor
Molecular function (GO): ATPase activator activity
Source: RefSeq, a predicted model, not a curated record